This is a messenger RNA of Medicago truncatula (barrel medic), 2136 nucleotides long. RefSeq names its product O-fucosyltransferase 36. Lineage: Eukaryota; Viridiplantae; Streptophyta; Magnoliopsida; Fabales; Fabaceae. The record is from RefSeq and is a predicted model, not a curated record. The transcript has 3 exons. Gene Ontology annotation, biological process: protein O-linked glycosylation via fucose. The coding region runs from base 228 to 1856 and encodes 542 amino acids. Gene Ontology annotation, molecular function: peptide-O-fucosyltransferase activity.
UCUUACAUUUGUCCAUUUGUUGAACUUUGUGUUUGGUAAAUUGUGAUUUUCAUUUCUGGAUCAACCGACACAUUCAAUCUCCUUUGCUUCAACUCUACUCUGCACAUUCUUUCUUCAUCAUAUCACUCCCUCACUCACUCACACUCUCCUACCGAGUUACCCCAACGAUUCACCAAACUCACUCACUCACUUACAUAAACGCCGUCGUGGCUCACACACCUAUACCAAUGGAUUCCUCCUCCGACGAAGACGACGACCACCACAACCUCAUCCACCAACCCUCCACAAAACCCCGAACACCUCCCUCUACAUUCAACGUCGAAGAUCUCAAUUCCCGAUUCCGGCGCGUCAAUUUCACCUUCCAAAAAAAGCACUACAUUCUCGCCAUUCUCCUUCUCCUCCUCCUUCUCUUCCUCUUCUUCUCAGUCCCCAAUCUCCGUCGUUACUUCACCACCUCAUUCACCUCCGACUCCAUCACCGAUCGAAUGAAAGAAUCCGAAUUACGCGCCAUUUAUCUCUUACGCCAACAGCAGCAACGUCUUUCAACCGUUUUCAACUCUUCCGAUCAGAAUCAAAACCCUAACCCUAAGCUAAUUGAAGAUCUGAAAUCUGCAUUAUUCAAACAGAUUUCAAUAAACAAUGAAAUUCAGCAGAUUCUGUUGAAUCCACAUAGAACAGGGAAUGUAAUUGAUCCUGAAUUCAAUUUCGGAAAUUCGAAUUUCAAUGUUGGGAAUUACGAUAGAUGUAGAACUGUUGAUCAGAGUUUGUCAAAGAGGAAAACUAUUGAAUGGAAUCCUAAAAAGGAUAAAUUUUUAGUUGCUAUUUGUGUUUCCGGUCAAAUGUCGAAUCAUUUGAUUUGUUUAGAAAAGCAUAUGUUUUUCGCAGCGAUUCUUAAUAGGGUUUUGGUGAUUCCAAGUUCUAAAGUUGAUUAUCAGUAUGAUAGAGUUGUUGAUAUUGAUCAUAUUAAUAAAUGUUUAGGGAAAAAAGUUGUGAUGUCUUUUGAUGAAUUUUCGAAUGUUAAGAAGGGUCAUUUGCAUAUUGAUAAGUUUCUUUGUUAUUUUGCUUUGCCUCAACCUUGUUAUUUGGAUGAUGAGAGGUUGAAGAAGUUGGAUGGGUUGGGUUUGGGUAUGAGUAAACCUAAGGCUGUUUGGGAGGAUGAGGAUACGAGGAAUCCAAAGAAGAAAACUGUUCAGGAUGUUAUGGAUAAGUUUUCUUAUGAUGAUGAUGUUAUGGCGAUUGGUGAUGUUUUUUAUGCUAAAGUGGAGCAUGAAUGGGUUAUGCAACCGGGUGGACCGAUUGCUCAUCAAUGCAAGACUUUGAUUGAACCUAAUCGCCUUAUUUUGCUUACUGCUCAGCGAUUUAUUCAGACAUUCCUUGGAAGGAACUUCAUUGCUUUGCAUUUUCGGAGACACGGUUUUUUGAAAUUCUGUAAUGCUAAAAAACCAAGUUGCUUUUUCCCCAUCCCUCAAGCAGCAGAUUGCAUCUUGAGGGUGAUUGAGAGGGCUGAUGCACCCAUCAUAUAUCUUUCUACGGAUGCAGCUGAAAGUGAAACUGGUCUACUUCAGUCACUGAUUGUGCUGAAUGGCAAGUCUGUUCCACUUGUAAUUCGGCCAGCACGGAAUUCAGCAGAAAAAUGGGAUGCUUUGUUGUACAGGCAUCAUAUUGAGGGAGAUUCACAGGUGGAAGCUAUGUUGGACAAGACUAUAUGUGCCAUGUCUAGCGUGUUCAUUGGAGCACCUGGUUCCACUUUCACUGAAGACAUUUUGCGGCUGAGAAAGGACUGGGGAUCAGCAUCGCUGUGUGAUGAGUACCUUUGCCACGGUGAAGAACCGAAUAUUGUAGCGGAAAAUGAAUGAAGAUCGAAGAUAAUGACGGUUUUCUUGUGCCGUUGCUCUGGACCAGACACUUGACCGCCCUACCAUAGGUUCGAUUGUAUUUUUCUUGUAUGAGUAGUCAUGUAUGAUAAUAGAAUUAGCAAUUUUAUUGAUAAGUUUUGCUUGUUAUAUAUAAUUCUUUUCUUACAUUGAUUGAAAUUUGUAAAAUAUACAUACACGUUGAUCCUGAAUUUUGUGACAUAACAGUGGUGGCAUUUUAACAUCCCAUUUUAUCUUUUAAUUUGAAAUCCAACCUUAUCAA